Messenger RNA from Laccaria bicolor S238N-H82, 558 nucleotides. RefSeq lists its product as uncharacterized. Lineage: Eukaryota; Fungi; Basidiomycota; Agaricomycetes; Agaricales; Hydnangiaceae. The transcript is spliced from 2 exons. The annotation marks the transcript as partial. The record is from RefSeq and is a predicted model, not a curated record.
UCAAGUCGGCUGUGCUGUGACUGCAUAGUUUCCCCUGCGAACUCCUACGGAAUCACGGAUGGCGGGUUUGACCUAGAAUUGAGUAAACAGUUCAAGGGACCCAGCGGCAAUCUCUGGAGCCUUACGGAUUACUGCCAAGACUACAUUUUGAAGAAGUGGCAUGGUUAUGCACCUCCCGGUUCAUGUACUAUUAUUCCCUUGCCUCAAUCUGUCGCGCGUUCCGGGAACAAGUGGAAUUCUUUCGCAAUGGCAAUUCUUCCGACGAUGCGCACACCAGAGGACGUCAGCUGGCAUAAGGACCUUGUUUACAACACCAUGUGGACGUUCCUCGUUGAACUUGACCAUUGGAAUACAGCUCAUCAUGGUGACGAAGCCAACACUAUUCACACCGUCUUAAUGACUGGAUUAGGGACUGAUCAAGGGGGUAUAUCUUUGAAGAGGUCGGCGCAGCAAAUGAUAUUAGCAGUGAAACAUUUUCAGGAAGGAGUACCUGCUCACGUACGAUGGGAUGAUGUUCGAAAGCGUAAUGAAGAGACCCAGCAAACCGAGGACUACUAA